Molecule: messenger RNA, 2205 nt
Organism: Linderina pennispora
Lineage: Eukaryota; Fungi; Kickxellomycota; Kickxellomycetes; Kickxellales; Kickxellaceae
Product: seryl-tRNA synthetase
Exons: 1
Coding region: 454-2028 (524 amino acids)
Biological process (GO): mitochondrial seryl-tRNA aminoacylation
Cellular component (GO): mitochondrion
Molecular function (GO): ATP binding; serine-tRNA ligase activity; tRNA binding
Source: RefSeq, a predicted model, not a curated record
AGUAGUUUCAACAUGAAUAAAUAAUUGUUAUGCAGAUAUCUAACUCUGAACGACCUCCAGUAAUAGUAAACAGGGCAUCUACUUUAUAAUGCAUUCGGCUGUAUUUGCCCUGUACUUUUGUGGCAUCCGCUACCAACAGUAUUCUAUUAUACUAGCCGCAGCAUAGUGGAACUGUAAUAUCAUAUGCUGGUUCGGCUAAGCACUUAGUGUGGUAGAGUCAGGAGAAAGACCCCGCUGGCUUGCAAUUUGUGCCUGCAGAUUGGCCGCGCACAUUUCUUCCGAAUCGCCUGAUCGAUUAAGACCGCAUUAAAUCUAAGGCUGACCUCACCACCGAUCUGGAUUCGCUUUUUCACUAGCAGUUUCGCUGGUUGGUCUCUUUAUCUCCAUCACCUCUCGUCCUUUCAAAUUCACUGUCGCAGCUGCAGCUGUUUGAAUAAACAAUUUCCUUGCAUAAUGACGCUGUGCCGGCUGCAGACGCUGCUUCGUUUACCUGUCCACCGACGCCAGGCACUCGCGGUCAAGCUGCUGAAGCGGACACUGAUCCAGCCGUCGUUUAAUUACAAAUAUAUCCGGGACAAUGCAGACGAGCUGCUGGAGAAUGCCAAGCAGCGCAACGUACAUGACGCACAGCCUCACCGAGUAGGCAUUCUGUAUGACGAGUUUCGGGAUAUAACGUCGCAGAUCAACGAGCGCCGCAGCGAACUCAAUGUCCUAUCCAAACAGCUGGCACAGCAAGCCAAGGACAAGGGGCUGCAGGUCAACGCUGAGGAGCACAGGGCGAUGAUGAGCGAUCUGCGGAGUCAGGCUAAAUCGUGCAAAACUCUGGUCCAGGAGCUUGAGCGCAAAGUCAGUGGCGUCGAGGCACAGCUGAUGCAUGAAGCAGCAAAAAUCCCAAACCUAACACACCCGGACACACCAGUGGGUGGCGAACUGAAUGCGCGAACAGUCAGAAUCGAAGGUUUGCUACACACAGUUGACCGGAUACCUAACAACCCAAGCGAUCUGUCACAUCUGUCCAGUGUCGAGUUCCGCGAUCACUACGAUUUGGUACGCGACCUUGAUAUUGUCGACAUGCAGGCUGGAGCGCAGGUAGCUGGCAGCAGGUUCCACUACUGGAAGGGGGCUGGGGCGCUGCUUGAGCUAGCACUGGUGCAGUAUGCAAUGACUAGAGCGAGCGCAGCAGGAUUCAUUCCGCAUAUUACUCCCGAUGUCGCACGCAGCAGCAUUGUUGACGCAUGCGGGUUCCGGCCGCGCUCUAGUGCCGAGGAGCUGGAGCUAGACAAUGCGCUCAGUGGCGAUCUCAAGGCUAAGGCUAACAACCAGCCAUCGGGCGAGGCCAGCCAGAUCUACCGGGCCAUCCCGGUUGCUGAGGAAUCACGCAACGACGAUAAUAAUGACUCUGACCCAUUGUGUCUGGUUGCUACGGCAGAGAUUCCGCUGGUGGCAAUGAAGCAGAAACAGAUCCUUGAUGGGUCAACACUUCCAUACGCAGUGGCUGGACUCAGCCAUUGCUUCCGUGCCGAGGCUGGUGCGCGUGGACGCGACACCCGCGGAAUCUACCGGCUGCACCAGUUCACAAAGGUUGAGCUGGUAUCGCUCGCGCUGCCAGAGCAGAGCCAGACCGAGCUGGAGCGCUUGGUGGGCUUCCAGACAGCACUGUACCGAGAUCUGGGACUGACGUUCCGCAUCUUGCAGAUGCCUACGCAUGAGCUGGGCGCCAGUGCAUUCCAAAAGUUUGACAUUGAGGCGUGGAUGCCUGGACGCAGGGCGUGGGGGGAGAUCUCGAGCGCAUCGAACUGCACCGAUUACCAAGCGAGACGGCUCGGCAUUCGUGCUCGUGUGGCUGGCGGGGAUGGUGGACCCCCGGUGUUUGUCCAUACGCUGAACGCGACGGCGAUUGCUGUGCCGCGUUUGGCUGUGGCGCUGCUCGAGUCGUUCCAGCGUCCGGGCGGCGAAGUGGUUGUGCCGCAGGUGCUCCGGCCGUGGAUGAUGGGCAUGGAUGUGCUCAGGCGGCCGGCUAGCAGCUGAUAUUAGCAGGGCAGCUAGCAGUUCCUUUUUGGCGCACGCAUGUGUAGCCUGCAGCCCAGUGCAGCAUGCAGCACAUAUUGGCAAUGCACAGACAUGCGCGACAUGCACACCCCAUGGCAUCCGUGUCACCGAGUGGGAGCCGAAAAUUUAAUCAUCCGGCUUCCCGCCAGGUCCCCU